AUAGAGCGUAACCUUGACUCGGCUCGCUGGUUGGAUUGGGAGAGAUGAAGGGUUUGGUUGUGAUUGUGGUGUUGGCUUUGGCUUUGAGUUUGGGUGCUUCAGCGGAGCAAUUGAGUUCGAGAGAAUGCGAGAAUCUUGGUUUCACCGGACUCGCCUUAUGCUCUGACUGCAAUACUCUCUCCGAGUAUGUCAAGGACAAAGAUUUGGUGUCCGAUUGUCUCAAGUGUUGCACGGAAGACUCCAAUGAUGCCACUACCAAGAUUACGUACUCUGGAGCUUUGUUGGAAGUCUGCAUGAGGAAACUUGUUUUCUAUCCGGAAGUUGUUAGCUUUAUUGAAGAGGAAAAAGAUCAGUUUCCAUCUGUAAAAGUUCAAUAUGUUUUUAACUCUCCACCAAAGCUAAUUAUGCUUGCUGAUGCUGGUCAACAAAAAGAAACAAUCAGGAUUGAUAAUUGGAAACGUGAGCAUAUACUGCAGUUCCUGCGAGAGAAGGUGAAGCCUUUGGCAGCUGAUUGAGAAUCUUUAACCCAUUUUCUGGCAUACUCUGGACUCAUUCCCAUUUACAGAAAAAGCGUAGGAGUAUAUACAGUAUGACUUGGACGAGUGAAUUAAACUUGCCCUGUUUGAGUAACCUGAAUAACAUAAAAUGAUGAUAACUUGGUCAGUUUCGGAUAAUUAAGUUUUGUGACAAUAUACGAUGCUUUAUUUUUUCCAGAUUUUAUGGCAGCUGUAGAAUGAUGUGUUAACUGCUGUCUUGUAAUAUUUGAUUGGUGACAAGCAUGUUUCAGUUUUCAUCAGUUAAAAUGCGUGAAUAGGUUAUGUAAUUCAUUGAAGAAAAAAAAAAGAAAAAUUCUGAACAUUCAUGUAAUUUUUCUGUCAUGUUUGGAUGUGAAAUUUUAGAAAUUUAAGAAA
Cajanus cajan (pigeon pea) is the source of this 911-nucleotide messenger RNA. Its product is annotated as selenoprotein family protein. Gene Ontology annotation, cellular component: endoplasmic reticulum lumen. The record is from RefSeq and is a predicted model, not a curated record. NCBI's taxonomy places the organism in Eukaryota, Viridiplantae, Streptophyta, Magnoliopsida, Fabales, Fabaceae. Gene Ontology annotation, molecular function: oxidoreductase activity.